AAACCAAAAAAAAAAUAUUGGCGGCUCGCACACAAAGUGCAUUUUAUUUUUAUUUAAUAAUUACUGAAUAAAACAUUGCAAUAAUCAAACAUUGUAGUGCUAAUUAAAAGUGAGUAAUGAGUGGCCCAAACGGGAUGUUGUAUGGAGGAGACGAAAUUGGCGCGUUGGUCUUCGAUCCUGGACAUCAUUCGUUGAGGGUUGGAUAUGCCCAAGAAGACACACCAAAAGCUGAUAUACCAGCGGUAAUAGGCGUGGGACCGGCCACUCAUAUACCAGAUGCUGAAGAGAAGGUGCCAGAUGGCAAUGUCACUCAGACCGCCACCAAGAAGGAUGAGCUCAGAUACUACAUAGACGUCACUGAGUUACACGUUCCGAGACCUAACAUGGAGGUCCAGACAUAUAUGAAAGACGGGCAGGUGGACAACUGGGACUUAUUUGAGAAGAUGCUUGAUUAUUGCUACUCUAAGGUUAUAAGAUCACCAUCAGAGCACCACCCAGCGCUAUUCACAGAAGCUGUCUGGACGACCAGACCAGCUAGAGAAAAGCUGGCGGAACUGCUCUUCGAGAAGUACCAGGCGCCAGCGUUCUUCCUUGUCAAGAACGCGGUGUUGGCGGCGUUCGCCAAUGGCAAGUCCACCGCGUUGGUGGUUGACGCGGGCGCCAGCCAGACCUCCGCUGUGCCCGUUAUAGAUGGGUAUGCCUUAGUAAGCGCAGCAGUGAGGUCGCCAGUUGGCGGUGACCACUUAGCGGCACAAGCGAAGAACAUGCUCAAUAACUUACACAUACAAAUGCUGCCCAUUUACAGUAUAGCGAGUAAAGAAGUGAUUCGCGAGCGCGAGCGGGCCAAGUACACGGUGAAAACUCUACCCGCGGGGCUUACGACUUCCUGGCAGCAAUAUAUGCUGAAGCGACAGUACGAAGACUUCGUGCAUUGCGUGGCGCAGGUAUCAGAAUCAGUGUACGACGAACGCACGGCCGCCACGUUCCCCAUGGUGCACUACGAGUUCCCCGGCGGCUACCACCAGGACUUCGGCCCCGAGCGCUUCAAGCUCACCGAAUGCCUGUUCGAGCAAAACCUGGGCGCUCCGCACUUAGUAUGCGCAGCAGCGUCCGCCUGCGACGCGGACGCCAGAGCGGCGCUGUGGGGCGCGGUGGUGGCGUGCGGGGGCGGGGCCUGCGUCACGGGGUGGAUGGAGCGCCUGAGCAAGGAGCUGAGCAGCCGCGCGCCCUCCGCCCACAGGCUGAAGACCAGCGCGCCGCCCGCCCACCAUGAGAGGCGGUUCGCUGCUUGGAUUGGGGGAUCUAUAUUAGCGUCGAUCGGUUCGUUCCAACAGAUGUGGAUCUCUUCGCAGGAAUACGACGAAGGCGGGAAGGGACAGUUGGAGAGGAAGUGUCCUUAGAAUUAAUUGAUUAGUUAUAUUGUACUAGAGGAUGCCCGCGACUUCGUCCGCGUGGAUUUAAACUUUAUAGAUCCCGUGGGAACUGUUUGAUUUUCCGGGAUAAAAAGAUGCCUAUUUCGAUUACAGGGACGCGAGCUACUUC
Maniola jurtina (meadow brown) is the source of this 1542-nucleotide messenger RNA. RefSeq names its product actin-like protein 6A (gene Bap55). The transcript is spliced from 8 exons. Bases 117 to 1400 code for a protein of 427 amino acids. Gene Ontology annotation, cellular component: NuA4 histone acetyltransferase complex; SWI/SNF complex. Gene Ontology annotation, molecular function: chromatin binding. Gene Ontology annotation, biological process: nervous system development; regulation of transcription by RNA polymerase II. The record is from RefSeq and is a predicted model, not a curated record. Lineage: Eukaryota; Metazoa; Arthropoda; Insecta; Lepidoptera; Nymphalidae.